This is a messenger RNA of Aspergillus saccharolyticus JOP 1030-1, 2078 nucleotides long. RefSeq names its product putative MFS efflux transporter. The coding region runs from base 199 to 1692 and encodes 497 amino acids. NCBI's taxonomy places the organism in Eukaryota, Fungi, Ascomycota, Eurotiomycetes, Eurotiales, Aspergillaceae. The record is from RefSeq and is a predicted model, not a curated record. The transcript is spliced from 2 exons. Gene Ontology annotation, cellular component: membrane. Gene Ontology annotation, molecular function: transmembrane transporter activity. Gene Ontology annotation, biological process: transmembrane transport.
CUCCUACCUGAUUGGCCCUCCAGAUUCAGAACCCUACUAUACGACUUUAGCCGGGAACGACUACCUAGGGUUAGUAGUUAUCAGCUGCGGGCGCCCCAGGUGAAUUAGUCAGUCGAUCGCCAUUGCUACAAAGACCCCCGGGUGGACGGCCAAGCGAGACGGCAGAUUGAAUCGUACACUCAAUCCAAUUCCUGCAGCAUGGCAGCCUCUGCUUUCGGCGCCCUGGUAGAGUUCCAGAGCUCACCUUCGAUAGCCAGUCCGGCUGCCGUUGUACGCAGAGAUAAGCAAGGCAUCGCCCACACACCCUCCGAUCAUGAACUGGUGGAGCUACAGCAAGGAAGCUUACAGCCUGCCACUGGCGUAACCGCUCAUACUGCCCCCGAAGCGCACACUUCCAUCACCCCAGGUGAACUAGAGAGCCACUCGGCCUCACCGGGAGCAAACGAGGCCUAUGGUCCAACCCCGACGUUCAGCAACCCAUCAAAGACCAGGUGGCGCUUCAUGAGUGCCUGCUUGAUGAACUUUGCUCAGGGCUUGAAUGACAGCGCUCCGGGUGCUUUGAUCCCUUACAUGGAGGAAGACUACAACAUUGGUUACGCUGUCGUGUCUCUGAUUUUCGUUACCAAUGCUCUUGGCUUUAUACUCGCUGCCUUGGUCACACAUGUACUGGAAACGAAGUUUGGUCGCGCAAAAUGCUACUCGCUAUCCAUGGUCACGAUUGCCGCCGGCUUCGUGAUCAUUAUUUGCAAGCCUCCGUUCCCUGCUGUCGUCGCGAGUUUUUUUCUCUUGGGACUCGGCAUGGCUAUCUGUUUGGCGCUCAAUAAUGUUUAUUGUGCGAAUCUUGCCAACAGCACAGCGGCUUUAGGCGGUCUUCAUGGGUCUUAUGGGAUCGGGGGCAUAGUGGGACCGCUUGCAGCAACCGCUAUGGCGUCGCAUGGAGUACGGUGGUCCCUGUUCUACUGUAUCAAUCUUGCUAUGACACUGUUCAACUUGGCUUUCACCGCAUGGUCAUUCUGGCAUUAUGAAAAGGAGCUGCCAGCACAGCUAAUAGGCGCGCUCAACCAGGCCGCAUCCCAGCAAACCCACGGCUCCGACUCGGUAAGCAAAAGCCGUCUCCUCCAGCAAGCAAUCAAGAACAGAACCACUCUGCUGGGCGCCCUGUUCAUCUUCGCCUAUCAAGGUGCCGAAGUUUCGAUCUCUGGUUGGGUGGUGUCGUUCCUCAUCAGCUAUCGGCAAGGAGACCCGUCACACGUUGGUUAUGUCAGUGCCGGCUUCUGGGCUGGCAUUACUGUCGGACGCUUCUUUUUAUCACACCCUGCCCACUACAUCGGAGAGAAGCUUUCUGUCGUCCUACUUGUCAUUGGAUCUAUCGCCUUCCAGCUGAUGACCUGGCUCAUUCCCAACAUUAUCGGCGAUGCCGUCGCCGUAGCCAUUGUGGGACUCCUCCUGGGUCCUGUUUACCCUUGCGCCACUGCCGUGUUCAGCAGGUUGCUACCCCGCUCGAUGCAGACCUCAAGCUUGAGUUUUAUUAGUGCAAUGGGAAGCAGCGGGGGCGCUGUCUCGCCCUUUUGUACGGGUCUGUUAGCUCAGAAGGUUGGAACAUACGUUCUGCAUCCGAUCUGUGUCGGUUUGUACGGAGUGAUGCUCGUGGGCUGGAUGUCACUCCCGCGUGUUGCAAAGAGAUCGGAGUAACCCGUUUCGGUGGUAUCUCUGGGCCGGAUCUUGUUGGAUCUGGAUCUAAGCGACUAGAAGGGAAUAUGAGUGAGGUGGCAGAUGACCCUUGCACUGUUUUAGGUCAAGUAUCAGUGGAGCUGAUGCAAGCAAGGGGAUUGUCACCAUCAUCGUUUUGCAAGACCAUUGGCUUUGCUUUGACAUGCAAUGAACCUAAAACACCCCUUCGUAGCAUACUAGUUUCGUUGCAAUGUUUAUUGACAAGCGUAUCUAUCUUUGAUGUGAAAAUCAGUGUAGUGGUCGAUUUGGGGGAAAAUGUCACGGAGUGGAAGGAGGUGUGGAUGAUGCCUGAAAUAUGCAAGGCAGCAAUUCUCGCCUCCGCCCGGCGACUGCCUGCCCAAAGAGGC